AUGACUCAAGACGUCUGGCAUAAGCCGCAAAACAGCUCAGGCGAAUUGAAUUUGCAUCUGGGAAGUAAGAGGCUUACCCACAUCAACCUGCUUUUGACUGAGAAGCAUGACAUUCAUGUAGAUAGUAAACAUUUGGCAAUUGCUGUAAAUGUCUCCAAAUUUAACGUCAUGACCUUUUCUCAGCUCUCAUGGCUGGGAGUAAAUUUGUAUCUGUUUAUUGACACGUUCUACUGGUAUGAAGAGGAGGAGUCUUUCCAUUACACACGAGUUAUUUUGGGUUCAACACUGGCUUGGGCGCGAGCAUCCGCACUGUGCCUGAAUUUUAACUGCAUGCUAAUUCUAAUACCUAUCAAUCGAAACCUUAUUUCAUUCAUAAGAGGAACAAGUAUUUGCUGCAGAGGACCGUGGAGGAGGCAAUUAGACAAAAACCUCAAAUUUCACAAACUGGUCGCCUAUGGGAUAGCUGUUAAUGCAACCAUCCAUGUCGUGGCGCAUUUCUUCAACCUGGAACGCUACCGCUGGAGCCAGUCCAAGGAGGCCCAGGGACUUCUCGCUGCACUUUCCAAGUUGGGUAACACCCCUAAUGAGAGCUACCUCAACCCUAUCCGGACCUUCCCCAUGAACACAACUACUGAAUUGCUAAGGACAAUAGCGGGCGUCACCGGCCUGGUAAUCUCUCUGGCUUUAGUCUUGAUCAUGACCUCGUCAACCGAGUUCAUCAGACAGGCCUCCUAUGAGUUGUUCUGGUGCACACACCAUGUUUUCAUCGUCUUCUUUCUCAGCCUGGCCAUCCAUGGGAUGGGUCGGAUUGUUCGAGGCCAAACCCAAGACAGCCUCUCUCUGCACAACAUCACCUUCUGUAGAGACCGCUAUGCAGAAUGGCAGACAGUGGCCCAAUGCCCCGUGCCUCAAUUUUCUGGCAAGGAACCCUCGGCUUGGAAAUGGAUUUUAGGCCCUGUAGUCUUGUAUGCAUGUGAAAGAAUAAUUAGGUUCUGGCGAUUUCAACAAGAAGUUGUCAUUACCAAGGUAGUAAGCCACCCCUCCGGAGUCCUGGAACUUCACAUGAAAAAGCGUGGCUUUAAAAUGGCGCCAGGGCAGUACAUCUUGGUGCAGUGCUCGGCCAUAUCCUCGCUGGAGUGGCACCCCUUCAGCCUUACCUCUGCCCCCCAGGAAGACUUCUUCAGCGUGCACAUCCGGGCAGCAGGAGACUGGACGGCAGCGCUACUGGAGGCCUUUGGGGCAGAGGGACGGGCCCUCCAGGAGCCCUGGAGACUGCCAAGGCUGGCAGUGGACGGGCCCUUUGGAGCUGCCCUGACAGAUGUAUUUCACUACCCAGUGAGUGUGUGCAUUGCCGCGGGGAUCGGAGUCACUCCCUUCGCUGCUCUUCUGAAAUCUAUAUGGUACAAAUACAGUGAGGCGCAGACCCAGCUGAAGCUGAGCAAGGUGUAUUUCUACUGGAUUUGCCGGGAUGCAAGAGCUUUUGAGUGGUUUGCCGAUCUCUUACUCUCACUGGAAACACGGAUGAGUGAGCAAGGGAAAACUCACUUUCUGAGUUAUCAUAUAUUUCUUACUGGCUGGGAUGAAAAUCAGGCUGUUCACAUAGCUUUACAUUGGGAUGAAAAUACUGAUGUGAUCACAGGCUUAAAACAGAAGACCUUCUAUGGGAGACCCAACUGGAACAACGAGUUCAAGCAGAUCGCCUACAGUCACCCCAGCAGCAGCAUUGGCGUGUUCUUCUGUGGACCUAAAGCUCUCUCAAGGACCCUUCAAAAGAUGUGCCGCUUGUAUUCAUCAGCUGACCCCAGAGGUGUUCAUUUCUACUACAACAAGGAGAGCUUCUAGACUUUGGAGGUCAAGACCAGGCAUUGUGUAAGUGGCUGUAAUCAUAUAGGUCAGGGAUUGGGAAACUCUUCCUACAAGAUGCCAAAUAGUAAUCAUUUGAGGCUCUGUGGACUGUAUGGUCCCACUCUCAACUCCUGAACUCUGCCAUUGUAAAGUGCCAACAUUGCCACAAACAAUAAUGUCAAUGAAUAGGUAUAGUUGUGUUCCAAUAGUAUUUUACCGAUGGACACUGAAGUCACAUUUCAUAUAAUUUCCUUGUAUCAUGAAAUUUUUACAAAUUGUAAAAGUCACUUUUUGCACAUCGACCAUCCACAUAGUCAGGGAGAGGGCUGGAUUUGGCCUGUGGGCCAGAGCUUGCUGACCCCUGGCAUAGGCUGUCUUUCCCAAACUUGUUUCCAUGCCCAACAUUACAUCCAACAUGGAGACUUAUGCUGCUGCUUGGCUUGAAGUUUCCUUUAGAAAUCAUUUCAAAUUUUCAUUUCCCUGAUGGCAGAGACACACAACUUAUAUCCAAACCUGAUCUUUUCUGCUUUAAACUUAUGCUCCUUUUGUGCUUUUGUUCAUCCUCUGUAGACCACAGAAAUCACCAACGGAGGUUAUCUUUCAUAAAAGUCCUUUAGAUAUUUGAAAAUGAUAAUCAAAUCAUCCCUUUCCUAUCACUUUUCUGGUCCAAACAAUACUAAAUUCUUAACCUUUUGGCCUAGGAUAUAUAUCAAGCCCUUCCAUCACCUUGUUGCUCUUAUUCAAAUUCGCUUCCAUUUCUUCAUAUCCUUUUAAAAUGCAUUGAGAAGCGUGACUAGUAUUGAGCAGAAGAGGGACUUUCUUAGAGCUUAUAUGCCAUAUAUUUACAAACAAAUUCUAUGUUUUCUUUUCUUCCUUCUUUCUGCCUUCCUUCCUUUCCUUCUUCCUUUCAUAUUUCUUUCUCAAUCUCUUUUAAGAAAUACUUUUUAUUCUACCACGUUUUGGUCUGUGGUCUUCUUAACACAUUCCUACUCAACUUCUGCCCCACAAAAUAACUGAAAUUAUUUAUUUAAUUCCCAUUGUGCCAGUCUUUCUAUACUAUGCAGCUAUCUUACUCCCAAGAUGUUCACAAAGUAUUCCUCACAUCUUAUAAUUCUUGCUACUAAUAUUGAUUAAUUUUUUAGAAUUUUUCUAAUAUUUCAAGAUUGUUUUGAAGUUUAGCCCCAGACACUAAUACUGGUAGGUAGCUUGUAAUAUCUACAUAUUUCACUGAUAAUAUCUCAAAUCUUUUGUUUAGGUUUUCAAUCAAGUUAUUGACUCCAAAGAACUCCACCAGGAAUUCCUGUGACGGCCUGUUGAUAUGAGCUCCCAGUUGGGAACUUGUGAACAAUAAUUAACUACUGCAAACAGUACACCAUACCAUACUUCGUUAGCUUAUAAAUAACAUGUUAUAUACAACAGCACAAAAACUUUUACUGAAAUUAAAAUAUAUUAUGUUUCUCAAAGGCUUCUUAUCUUUGUGGACUGUCAUUCUGCCAUAAAAGAGAAUUAAAUUGAUCUGGCAUGAUGUGUUUUGACAAAGGCAGCCUCUUAAGCUCUUCUAAGUAUUUCUAAAUUAUAAAUUGAUCACUUCUUUUACUUUAUCCUCAGAUUUUUAUGUUGACCUGAUGCUUUCUAUGAUAUUAAUAUUGAUUUUGUAAGUUAGGAAUAUUCCAUUCAUGCCUAAAAAAAUUAUUUCUACUAUCUCUGCAUUGGAAUUUCUCAGUAGCUUGAGGUAUUGCUCGAUGCAUAUAAUUCAAACUCUCCUAAUUUGAAUAGAACCAGUCUUUCUGUGUAAUUAUUUCCCCAUUUGAGUUUAGUUCAGCCUUUGCAACCAGAAAUUUCUAUAGUCAAAUCUAAUCUUUACCUUAGUCAUGUUUAAUUAUUACUUUUCUUUCUCUGUCUACUUGAAAAUAAAAGUACUUUUUUGGUCAUCUAAUUUUGUCUAGUAAAUUAGAACAUACCUGCCCUUAAACACAGAUUUUGCCACUUUUUUUAAUUUCUGGGGAUGCUGUUUGCACCCCCUUUUGUGUUUUGACCUUUAUGCUACUUCCCUGCAAACUAUGUAGAAUCAAACCUAUCCAGACACAAGAAAAUACAAAAGUCAAUAGGUUUCUUUAAUGAAGCAAUGACCAAAUAGAAAAUGUGGAAUUUAAAAUUGAAAUCGUCUCUUCAAAACAGAAACAAAAAUCUGGCAAACCUGUAAGUUCGUUUAACAAGAAUUAGACAACACGAUUUGAUAAAUAAACAUGCAAUUCAUAGGCAGACAUUUUUAAGUGGAUAGAAAUAGCACGUUUCUAAAUAGGAAUAUUAAACAUACUAAAGUUACAAACUUGUCCCAAAUUAAUUAAUGGUCAAGUGAAAUGCCUGUCAAAUUUUAAAUUCUCUUUAGAUUUUUUGGAAGGGUAAAUAUCCUAAAGUUUAUCUAGAAGAAUAUAUGAGAAAGAGAGGUGCCAAAAAAAUGUGGAAAA
Messenger RNA from Chlorocebus sabaeus (green monkey), 4313 nucleotides. The record is from RefSeq and is a predicted model, not a curated record. Lineage: Eukaryota; Metazoa; Chordata; Mammalia; Primates; Cercopithecidae.